GUUGCCCACUCGUUACAGAUCUGGCAUAGCGGCAAUUGCACUGGUAAAGAAUGAACCGGGCAAUGUCUGUUGCACGCCAAGCUGCAAAAUGGAACAGCGUAAGGCGAUGCGACCAAGUCUCUGUUGUUAACUUUACUGCAUGUUGAUUGACGUCCUGGCUUGGUAGGUUGCCGAUAAUAUGCGCCAAUUCCACGACCAUUUUAAGCUCGAGUGUACGUGUUCGUCGCACACUCUCGAUUAUUCUGCAGGCUCGUCAUCAUAGGGUUGCUCUUCAAGUCCACAAUGUGUAUAAGCUAGCAGAUGGCUCCUUCGACAGGUCUGGGAUGUCCCUUCGGAUGUAUCUACGAGUGGCGAAUGACCUAGUAAGACAUCUGAACACACACCAUACCAUCGAGGAACGUUACAUUUUCCCCGUGCUUGGUCGCCGGAUGCCUUCCUUCCAAGAGCACGAUAUGCACGUGAAAUCGCAUGAGGCUAUUCAUGAAGGUCUUGACAGGCUGAGUGCGCUCAUCAAGAAGUGGAUCGCGGAGCCAUCGACAUACAGUCCGACAGAGAUGAGAGGGUGUCUUGACAGCUGGAGAGAGGUGCUGUUUACCCACCUCGACCAAGAGGUAGAAGAUCUCUCUGGAGAGAACAUGAAGAAAUACUGGAAGCUGGAAGAAUUGGAUACGAUCCCCAUGUAGCUAGCGCGUAUAGUAGAAUAUAGAAAAUUAUCUAGUGACG
Messenger RNA from Postia placenta MAD-698-R-SB12, 723 nucleotides. RefSeq lists its product as hypothetical. The transcript is spliced from 5 exons. The coding region runs from base 324 to 683 and encodes 119 amino acids. NCBI's taxonomy places the organism in Eukaryota, Fungi, Basidiomycota, Agaricomycetes, Polyporales, Adustoporiaceae. The record is from RefSeq and is a predicted model, not a curated record.